AUGCCCAAGCCCGGCAUGCCCGCCGCCCCGGACCCGCGCGUGUCCGAGUGCGUCAACCACUACUACUUUGCGGACCAGCAGCCGCGGUGGUACCAGCGCCGGCGCUGCUUCUGGACGGCCGUCGCGGCGGCGGCGUUUGUGGUGGUGGCCGCGGCCGUGGUGCUGGGCGUGGUGCUGAGCCGCGACGGGCAUGUGAGGCAGUCGAGUGCGGCGCCGUUGCCGUCGUCGUCGGCGGCGGCGGCGGAGACGAGUCUGUCGAUACACACGCCGGCCUCGAGCCAGGAUCUGGGCGCGCUUCUGUCCUCGCUCCUCGAGACGCAUAGUGCGCCGUCAAGCUCGGGAUCCAGCACAAUCUCCACGUCUGCCAUCACAUCCACCACAUCCAUCAACACCUCAUCGACCAGCACCUCCACAUCGACAACCUCCACGUCUACCUCCACGUCUACCUCCACGUCUACUUCCACCUCCACACCCACGCCGACGUACCCCCCCUCCGGCACAUCCAAGGUGGCCGCCGCGUUCGCCGGCAACCGCCGCGUCGUCCUCUGGCAGGACGACCAGGGCGGGCUCGUCGUCACCGAGUGGCACGCCGGCGGCCGGUCGCAGUACCGCCUCGCCGACACGCUGGGCGCCUCGCCCCCGCCCCGGCACGGCACGCCCCUCGCCGCGGCGGCCAGCAACGAGGGCGUCGUGCACGUCGUCUACUUUGACGCCCACGGCGCCGUGGCGCACGUCUUCGAGGCCGCGCCGGGCCAGUGGACGGCGGGCUCGUCGGCGGCCGUCACCGCGUCCGCCGGCUCCCCGCUGUCGGCCGCCUGGCACGGCGGGGAGCAGGGCGCCGCGUCGCUGGUCGUCGCGUACGUCACGGCCGAGGGCAGCGUCCGGCUCGCGCUGGCGGGCGACCCCGACGACGGCGACGCCAGGUGGGAGACGUUUGCCGCGGCGCCCCUCGCCCGCGCCGUGACGGGGCAGACGGCGUCGACGUGCCUGGCCGUGGCGGGCGACUGGAGGUCCAACGCGUCGACCAUCUACCUGGCGCUCGAGGACGACGGGGGGCGCCUGGGGUACGAGUGCGUGACGGGGGAGAGGUCGCAGGCCAAGCUGCGGUGCGCGCAGACGGAAAGAGGUGAGGACUCAGGACUCAGGACUCAGGACACUGAGGAGUUUCAAGGACGUGCAUAUGCAGUGCUGACUACCCUAGACACCGCACAUACCGCGCAGUCGCCGCGACAAAUCAGCCUGGUCCGGUUCGACGACGGCUACAUGCUGCUCACGCUGGACGCAGACGGCAUCCUCGAGAGACGCAUCGGGUCGGGAAGCGGACAGGGGCGGAUCCGCGGCGGGUUCCAGGCCAUGGGGGCGACGGAUGAGGGGUACGUGUUUGCGGCGGGCAAGGACAACGUGUACGCAUUCAAGCGCGGCCCGGCGGGCUGGAUCGCGCAGGGGAAGCUGGUAGGGGUUGAGCAUCUAUAA
This is a messenger RNA of Purpureocillium takamizusanense, 1473 nucleotides long. RefSeq lists its product as uncharacterized. Lineage: Eukaryota; Fungi; Ascomycota; Sordariomycetes; Hypocreales; Ophiocordycipitaceae. The record is from RefSeq and is a predicted model, not a curated record. Bases 1 to 1473 code for a protein of 490 amino acids. The transcript has a single exon.